Molecule: messenger RNA, 3768 nt
Organism: Parasteatoda tepidariorum (common house spider)
Lineage: Eukaryota; Metazoa; Arthropoda; Arachnida; Araneae; Theridiidae
Product: sodium-dependent noradrenaline transporter
Biological process (GO): nitrogen compound transport; amino acid transport; sodium ion transmembrane transport
Cellular component (GO): plasma membrane
Source: RefSeq, a predicted model, not a curated record
AGCUCCAUAGUAAACUUGAUCAGUCGAAGCUUCGCAGCGCAUGGAACUCAACAGAGUGAGUUUUAUUUUUCCAAUUCGACUGAAAAGUUUCUUCGCACAUCUUUCUGCUUUUCCCGAUUCCACAUUUUCCGGAUCUUUUUCUCUUUAAUGGAACAACUGGUUUAAAUUUUUAAAGGAAGUACUUUAAAAUGUCGGGGAAAUCCCCACCAGAUGACACACCUUCUAAAGCAGAAGAGCCUGCUCGGAAAAUUUCUGCUGCUACUUUGGAAAAAAUUGAUAACACAAUUUCAAACGUUGUUACAACAUUAGCAAAGCAUGAAAGUCCGUCUGCAACAGAAAAAGACAAAAAGAAAAACACAUUCACUGGAACCUGUGAUGAUGGAUACAGUUCCUAUACGAGUACCCCUAAAUCAUUGGAUCACAAAAACUGUAGUGAGGGUCAACAGGAAAAAGCCUCCCAAUUACCCGAUGGCGCUAUAAUCAUUGCUCUCUCACAAGAUCCAGGCGGUGGCGGAAGUGACAAUCUUGAAGAAAGACCAACAUGGAGCAAAAAAGCCGAUUUCCUGCUUUCCAUUAUCGGAUUUGCAGUCGAUCUGGCCAAUGUCUGGAGGUUCCCUUACCUCUGUUACAGGAAUGGUGGAGGUGUAUUCCUGAUUCCGUACCUAUUAAUGUUAUUCUUUGGUGCCAUGCCCUUGUUCUACAUGGAGCUCGUUCUUGGUCAAUACCACAGACAAGGACCAAUCAGUGUUUGGAAAUUUUGUCCAUUGUUUAAAGGUGUUGGAUAUUGCAGUGUCUUAGUAUCUUGGUACGUGUCAUUCUAUUAUAAUGUCAUCAUAGCUUGGACUUUAUAUUACAUGUUUAUAUCCUUCUCCGCUGAAUUACCAUGGAUUCGAUGCAAUAAUCCAUGGAAUACAGAUCGCUGUUGGGAAAGCAGAAAUAGCAGUGGAUAUAUCAUAGAUCCUUCAGCAGUUUUCAAUUCGUCCACUUUUCGUGCUAACAGAACUUCACCAGCCCUGGAGUUUUUUGAUCGUGCAGUCUUGGAAAUCCAUGAAAGCAGUGGCAUGGGAGAUCUUGGCUCUCCCAAGUGGCAACUGGUCGUCUGUGUUAUGGUAGCAUUCGUUAUCCUCUACAUAGCCCUCUUCAGAGGUGUGAAGUCUCUUGGAAAAGUUGUGUGGUUUACUGCUAUUGCUCCAUACGUAAUUUUAACAAUAUUACUGAUUCGUGGUUUAUUAUUACCCGGAGCGACAGAAGGCGUGCAGUACUAUCUUCGUCCAGAUCUUCACAAACUGUUAGACACUCAGGUUUGGGUUGACGCUGCUGUUCAAGUAUUCUACUCUGUUGGAGUUGGUUUUGGUGUACAUUUAACUUAUGCUUCAUACAAUAAUUUUCACAACAAUUGUUACAGAGAUUGCAUAUUUACCGUUGCUAUUAAUAGCUUCACAAGUUUCUAUAGUGGAUUCGUUAUAUUUGCCUAUCUAGGAUAUAUGGCAAAUAAAGAAAGUUUACCAAUAUCAGAGGUAGCUACAGAGGGGCAUGGUCUUGUCUUCCAAGUUUACCCAGAAGCCAUUGCCACUUUACCAGGGGGACCAUUUUGGGCAGUUCUAUUUUUCACUAUGCUGCUAACACUUGGUUUAGAUAGUGCGAUGGGAGGUUUAGAGUCUGUUAUAACUGGAAUUCUAGAUGAAGGAAGCAAAUUUUUUACGAAGUGGAAAAUAAAUCGAGAAAUUUUUACAGCAGUAGUUUUGGCAUCUUCUUUCUGCGUUUCAAUAGUCAAUGUAACAAGGGGUGGUGGAUACAUGAUGUAUUGGUUUGAUACCUACUCCGCAGGGAUUUCUUUACUGUGCGCCGCACUUUUUGAAGCAAUAGGAGUUGCAUGGAUAUAUGGCUUAGAUAGAUUUUGUGACAACAUUCAAGAAAUGAUGGGAUUCAAACCUGGUUUAUUUUGGAGAUUAUGCUGGAAAAUUAUCAGUCCCUUUUUCUUGGUUGCAGUCAUCGUAUCAGCCGUAAUCAGUAACACAACUUUACAGUAUCAAGAUUAUAUAUACCCUUCCUGGGCGAUAGCACUAGGUUGGACCUUCGCUCUGUCAUCUGUGGCCAUGGUACCCAUUGUAGCAGUUUACAAAUUUUUCAAAGCUCCUGGAAAUACAUCUUCCGAGAAAUUAGCGUACACCAUAACACCUGAAGGGGAAAGAGGAGGAGAAAUUAAAGAUGUCAAAAGAUUUAAAUGGAAACAUUGGGUCUAUGUGUGAUUUCUAUUCAGAGGAAUAUGAAUUGCUUCCAUGCUUAUAUUUGGAAGUUGCUUCCUCCGGUAAUUCCAAGAACAAGAAGUGUUUCAGCUUGAAGAUUACUGCAAUAUUUUUUGCAAAGAAGAUCGUUUAUUGGAGUACAUGCAUAUAUAUAUUUUGAAACAUUCCUUUUGAAAGAUUUGAACAUGAAAUGUUUAAAAUCAUAUAUAUAUAAAUAAAUAUCUGAUGUGCCGUAUCCAAAGACUGGACAAAUUUCACUCAAGUGUUUAUCACAGCUAAUAAUGUCCAUUGAUAAAAUAUCUAAAAGGAACAGUGAAUAUUAGCACUGAGUGUUCUUCCUAUUUCUCAGUGUCAACAAUAUACGUGACUAAUUUGUUUUUCAGCACAUGUAGAACAGCUUUGUACUGAGCAGAAACAAAUUCUAUAAAAUUGUUCAUUUAUAUUGAAAUCAUUAUGUCACAUUAAAGUAAGCACCCCACUUUUCCAAUGGCUUUCAAAAUCUUGAGUUUUCUUUAAUUAUCAAAGGUAUUAUUCCGUCAUUAAUUAUUGGAUACUUUUAUCAAAUUUUUAUUUUGUAUAAUAAGUUCAAAGACGUGAAUAAGAAUUGAUAUUGUGAAUCAAUUUACUAGUUCUUCAAAAUAAAAAAUAUAAAAAUUUUGUGUAGUAUAUUCAGUUAAUAAAUUUAUUCAGGAAUAAAACCUCUUAUAUUUAACAAGCUUCUAAAAAGUUAAGAAAAACAUGUAUUUUUAUAAUCCUCACAAAAUUUUUAAAAGAAAUACUGUAAACUGUAUAAUAUAAUAUCAGUGACAUUUGAAGAAAAAUUUAAACAAUUUUUUAAAGCAUAUAAUUUCUUUUUGAAUAAUUUCGUGCGGAAUCGUCUCUGAAAAUUGAAUUAAAUUAAUUCAGGAAACAAAAUAUCCUCUUCUUUUGCGCUUCUAAGUAUAAAUUGCUUCCUUAUAUAGCUGUUGUAAUUUGUCAUUUUGAUGCUUUUGCAUUUGAUUUGUGGAACUGGCCAUAAAUGCAUUCUUAUAUUCAUAAAUUAAAUCAGACUAUUCCAAAAAAUUCUUCAGGCUAAGUUUUUGUUCAUAGCUUUUAUUAAUAUUACAUUAAUAUACCUGGAUUUUUCAAGAAAAACAAAUAUAUAUCACAGCUUUAAUUUAUGAUCAACCGAAAUUAUUGUUUAUAAUGCACAAAAUUUAAGGGCAACUUCUAACUGCUUUAGAUAGUUAGAACUGCAAAGAUAAAUUUAAACUAUUAGUUUAACCUACAUUAUUCUUAUCUACUUAACUACAGCUCCUACUUAACUCAUAUCUAAAGCGACUCUAAAUAUUUUUUAAUAUCUGAAGCGUUCUUUUGAUAUUCAUUAAGAACUACACAAUUUAAGCACAAUUUAAGUCAUCCCUAAUUAAGUCAUUUCCUAGAAACUAUAAAUAAAUAAAGGGACAACUUUCUUCUUAUAUAUUUGUAUUACAUGGAAUCUCUUUAAAAAUAAUUAAAUUUUUCUUGUUUUUCUUUUCAGAAA